AUGUGGAAAUAUGUGCACUAGCACAGCACAGGCCUUGGCAAAACUGCAUCAUAUGCAGGGGCUGGACAGCGACUGCUGACAUUUUCCCAUAGGUGAUACGGUGGCAUAUUUUAUGGUUCAGCUGGGGAGCUAUAAGGGAAGGUUCCAGAGAUAUUUCGCUGGCAACGAAUUUUAUGGAUUUUAUCCCGGGAAUUUUAUUGACCAUAACUGAGGCAUAGUAAGGCAAUCGUAAAGAUGGCGGAUAAAGGAAAACUUAUAGAAGAACUAAGGAAGCGACUGGAGGAUGUACCACCAUUAGAAGGGGAGCCGGACUUCGUUAGAUCUGAUGAGACGCUGGUUCGUUUUUUGAAAUCCCGAGAUUGGAAGUUACCAGAGGCAGAGAAGCUGCUUCGAGCGACUGUGGACUGGAGAAGAGAAAGCAAGCCCCUAACGAUGGACUGCAGGUGGUGUCAUGAAAAACCAGGAUUUCAUACAAUGCGCCAGGUGGGAUUCGACGAGUUAGGACGACCAGUGAUGUAUGCCUCCUUCACACAGGCCUCAACUAGGAAGAACUCGGUGGAGGACUCGAUAGCUCAUGUCACCUAUCUUAUAGAGAACGCGAAGAGGACCAUGAGAGAGGGAAUCCACACAUGGGUCUGGGUUAUAGACUGCACAGGCAUAUCUCUGCCCGUGUGUAACCCCCGUUUAGGCUACGGGGUCACCCAGGUGAUGUCCAACUUCUACCCAGAGCGCCUUGGCUUGGUUAUCUGUAUCAACCAUAGCUCAAUGUUCCAAGGAGUCUGGAAAGCUAUCAAAGUGUUCCUGCACCCAAACACAGUCUCGAAAAUGAAAUUGAUACGCUCCAAGAAAAAGAUUAUGGAAACUUUCGAAAAAUAUUUUUCGCAUGAGCUCACCAGGUGGAUAAUUGACGAAAUACAUAUUAACAAACAGCGUCCUCUAUCGCAAAUUCAGAAAGAAUUCUGGAAAGGUCCGAAGGAUCCUUUUGCGCAUGACCCCCGUGGCUGUCCGUCCUAUGUUCAGAAUUACAUUGACACUUUCCCAAUCAUGUGUCGUGAUAACAAGAAUGUGCAUAGACCUCAUCCAAACGUGAUUGACUUUCUCUCGGGUAGGGAUAUAAAAGCGAGCGAUCCUUCGCCCACACUUGCGCAUGAGCAAGCCGCUGGUGCUUGUAGUAACCAUGACGACGUCGACCUUGACCUCGAUGACUCGGACUCUGCCUUUGAAAUUGAAAUUAGUGACGAGUACCAAGUACCAAAAGGUGCUGCACAGAUUCAGUAGCGUUCAGCGCAAUAAUGUACAUAGUGUACAAAUAAUCGUAUAUUUUGGGAGAUUGAAUUAAGGAUGAACACAUCUCAUAAAAGGAAGAAUAUAUAUGUUAAUCAACACUCGAUGACAAAAUGCUCCGGCAUCAGACAUUUGGAUAAUACGGACACCUCUGUCGCACUUUUGCAACACUUUUUUGGUUUCAACUGACCACAUGUAACCCUUUCCGCUCCCAAAAUGCUCAGUUUGCUGAGUUAUUCCUCAUUUACUGCUUCCUCAACGGUGAACAACGCAUUACCCGCCAUUUCAGUUAUGUCACCUGAUUUUUGAUUGGAUAUCGUCUGCACGGGGUCAUCAUCUGCGCGGGAACGGAUACGACAGAACCGUGACCAUGAUGACCAGUGUCGCCUUCCAACAAAUGUGAUGUGGCCAUCGCAAAUAAACUGAUAUUGUUUUGUUUGAAGAAGCAAGGAAGUUUUAUAGAUAAACAGUACCUCCAUGAAGAAGUAACAUCGCGCUAGCGGGUCUCUAUCGGGACGCUAUAUAGAGCUUAGAUGUAUAGGACCAAACUUGAGGCGCUUUGGCCAAACGUUUGUGAGGAAUGUGAACAUGAAUCUCGUUAUUGAAUCAUGAAGUUCGUAACAAAAUCACGAACUUCGUAAUUACAACAGAAAAUGUUUUCAAUUUGAUUCCGAACUUUGUGCUCAUUUCUAGAUAUAAAGGGUGCUUAUAUAGCGGAGUUCAUGUAUUUUUGCUAUCUAUGAAUUUCUGACUGCGUCUAGAUUUGAAUAAUGUGAUAAAAUCUUCUAUAAAGCACGCCAACUUCUGUAUUUUUCUCUAAUUCGGUUGGAAUUUACAACGCGUAAAUGAAAUGAUAUGUUUGUAAAUUGAUAUGUAUUUAUUCGCUUGUCUCUGAUGUAAGGGACUUCGUUAUUGAGGCACAAAGGACUAACAGGUUUAGUUUUUUCCUCAAGGACGGACAGGGAGGUAUGUCGGGACCAUGGAUUUUCUAUUAGAUACCAAAUCAAACGCCCCCGACUGCACUCAUUAAGUCUUUUUUGGCCGCUUAGGGGUAGGGGUGAAAGGUGCCUAAUUUUCUUGCCAAAAUGAUGAGAGAGUAUACCAAGUAGUACCGGUGUAGCGUUUUUGAGUGUCUCCCUCAUUGUUUUGGAACGCUGAAAGAUAGAUCGACUCCUUUUCCUCUGUUGCCCCUUAUCGAAAUGUCAUGGUCUCUCUAGCUUUCGAUUGUCUGCAAACACUAAAAUAUGGGGAACAACCAAAACGUUACACCGGUACUAACCAACUACAAGUAAAAGGUUGAACAGUUUGCACGCGUGUUACCUUAUUUUACUUGUAGACCUUCAUGUUCUGAAAUAUCACGCUGUGAAAGGUCAUUCAUUUGUCUUCCAGUCGAUGUAUGAAAAGAAGGACAAAUCGGAUUUGAGAUCCGUGUGUUGUUUUGAUGAAAUGCGAUUAACGUUGUAUGUGUGAUGUAUAGUCCAUCACCAUGUAUAGAAACAGUUGCAAGCCUUUGAACUGGCUGCAGUAGAUUGCUUUAAAAAUGAAAAAAGAAAUCGUCUGAAAAAAGGUACUUGUAACCGAUAGCGGCAUGAAUAUUAUCAAUGCAAUGCCCUGGUAACCGAUAGAGGCCUAUUAGCCAUCGAUGCUUGAAAAGUUGUUUUAGAUCGAUUGAGCGAACUUCGGGGGAUAUUAGUUGAAGUCGCGGGACCUGUUUUCCGGCGGGAGUCCAAAUUGCAGCCGGCGAAAGAUGGCAGGCCUAAUAUUCUAUAAUCCUUUUAAAGAGGUCAGCGAUUAGGCCUAUGACUUGCAUGCAAGUCAUACUGUAUUUCACCAUGUACGUGAUUUUCAUGAAUAAUAGUACAUUGUUACCAAUCAGCAAUAUAUUUUCAGAAAUAUGAGCUUAACAUUACAACAUUUAUAUUGUUGCGAGAUAUUUUUGUACAUAAGUGGCUUUGGCUCAAGGUGUAACCGUUUAUAAUGUCCUGGUAGAGUGUUCAAGAGUCAAUGGGUUAUAAGUGCUUUUAAUCUCUGAGGUCAACGUUACAGGAUCUUUAUCGAACCAUACCUUAUUCCGUACUAGACAAAGGAGACUAUUCCAGAGAGGACAGUUAAGACUGCUACACCGGUAUAAGGUAGCAUAGAUGCGUCUCAAAUCACAUAAUUUGGAAUGAGAUAAUUUGUUUAAAGUCUUUUUGAAUUGAUAGACCUCAAAUGAAACACGAUGUCAUUUAAAUGUUGAGAAUAGAAAUACAUGUAUUAACCAGUACUCUAACAGAGUGGUUCCCUCUAUUGUCAGAUUUGGGUUGACGAGGGGAGCUGCUGUAAAGUACAAGCUUGUUUACUCAAGUCUGUGUUAGAAAUAUAGUGCCAAUCGUAAAGCUGUAUGAAGUAGUUCCGGUAAAUUUAGCUUCCGGAAAUUGAGGAAUGAUCGCGACAUCUGGACCUUACUCUGUCGCUUCUAUGUAACCAUUACAGUGUACUGUGACCACGAUUCGUCAGUAUAUCAACUCAAAAGAGGGAAAUAAAGCUAUCUUUGAU
Molecule: messenger RNA, 3822 nt
Organism: Lineus longissimus
Lineage: Eukaryota; Metazoa; Nemertea; Pilidiophora; Heteronemertea; Lineidae
Exons: 5
Coding region: 235-1278 (347 amino acids)
Source: RefSeq, a predicted model, not a curated record